GACGGACGAGUCCGGCGGAGGAAGGAAGAGGAGCUCCAGAGGAGCGGAGGGAGCCCAGCCGAGGAGCCCUGCCCGGUCCAGGGCGCAGCUCCCGCGGGAGACGGCGGGGAAAGGCGCGGAGGCUGCGGGGCUGCGGAAGGGCCGCCCCAGAGGAGAUGAUCCGGAGCCAGGAGGGACCCCGUGAGAGGAGGAUGCCCGGAAAGAGAGGUGGGAAGGAGGAAAAGGUCAACAUCCCCGGAGAAGCCAAGACGUGCCUGGAGUGCGGAGAAUCCUUCAGAACAAACGAAAGUCUCCAACGUCAUGAAAGAAUCCAUUCCGGAGAGAAACCAUAUAAAUGCUUGGAGUGCGGAAAGAGUUUCACUAGAAAUGAACAUCUUAAACGCCAUCAAAAAAUCCAUACAGGAGAGAGACCUUAUAACUGCCUGGAGUGUGGAAAGAGUUUCAGUCUGAAGGGAAGCCUUCAUACACAUCAAAGGAUCCAUUCAGGAGAGAAACCAUAUAAAUGCUUGGAGUGUGGAAAGAGUUUCAUUAGAAAUGAAUAUCUUAAAAGCCAUCAAAGAAUCCAUACAGGAGAGAGGCCUUAUAACUGCCUGGAGUGUGGAAAAAGUUUCAGUCUGAAGGGAAGCCUUCUUAGACAUCACAGAAUCCAUUCAGGAGAGAGACCUUAUAACUGCCUGGAGUGUGGAAAGAGCUUCAGUUGUAGGGGACACCUUUACAGACAUCAAAGAAUCCAUUCAGGAGAAAAACCCUAUAAAUGCCUGGAGUGUGGAAAUAGCUUCAGUCUGAAGGGAAGUCUUGAUACACAUCAAAGAAUCCAUUCAGGAGAAAAACCCUAUAAAUGCCUGGAGUGUGGAAAUAGCUUCAGUCUGAAGGGAAGUCUUGAUACACAUCAAAGAAUCCAUUCAGGAGAAAAACCCUAUAAAUGCCUGGAGUGUGGAAAUAGCUUCAGUCUGAAGGGAAGUCUUGAUACACAUCAAAGAAUCCAUUCAGGAGAAAAACCCUAUAAAUGCCUGGAGUGCGGAAGGAGCUUCAGUUGCAGCGGAAACCUUUAUAUACAUCAAAGAAUCCAUUCAGGAGAAAAACCGUAUAACUGCUACGAGUGUGGAAAGAGUUUCAGGCACAGGGGAAACCUUUAUAAACAUCAAAGACUCCAUUCAGGAGAAAAACCCUAUAAAUGCCUGGAGUGUGGAAAGAACUUCAGUGUGAAGGGAAGCCUUCAUAGACAUCAAAGAAUCCAUUCAGGGGAGAGACCAUAUAAUUGCUUGGAGUGUGGAAAAACUUUCAGUUGCAGGGGAAAACUUUAUAUACAUGAAAGAAUCCAUUCAGGAGAGAAACCAUAUAAAUGCCUGGAGUGUGGAAAGAGUUUCAGUUGCAGGGGAAGCCUUUAUAGACAUCAAAGAAUCCAUUCAGGAGAGAAACCGUAUAAAUACCCAGAGGGCGCAAACAGUUUCAGUCACACGGAAAGCCUUUAUAGACAUCAAAGCAUCCAUUCAGGAGAGAAACCAUAUAAAUGCCUGGAGUGUGGAAGGAGCUUCAGUCAGAGAGGACGUCUCAGUCAACAUCAAAAAAUUCACAGAGGAGAAAAACCAUAUAAAUGCCUAGACUGUGGGAAGAGUUUCAUUAGAAAUGAACAUCUCAAAAGCCAUCAAAGAAUCCAUACAGGAGAGAAACCAUAUAAAUGCCUGGAGUGUGGAAAGAGUUUCAGUCUCAGGGGAAACCUUUCUAGACAUCAGAGAAUACAUUCAGGAGAAAAACCGUAUAAAUGUCUGGUGUGCGGAAACAAUUUCAGUUACACUGAAAGCCUUUAUACACAUCAGAGAAUCCAUUCAGGAGAAAGACCUUAUAACUGCCUGGAGUGUGGAAAGAGCUUCAGUCGUAGGGGACACCUUUAUAGACAUCAAAGAAUCCAGGAGAAAAACCAUCUAAGUUCCUCGACUGUGGAAAAAGUUUCAGUGAGAGUUGAACCGUUUAUACACAUCAAGGAAUCUGUUUGGGACUAAAACCGUAUAAAUGUGUGGAGUGUGGAAAUAGUUUCAGUGAAAGGGAAAAGCUUUAUAAACAUCACAGGAUCCAUUUUGGAGAAAAACCGUAUAAAUGCCUGCAGUGUGAAAAGAACUUCAGUCAGUGGGGAAAUCUUUAUACACAUCAAAAAAUCCAUUCAGGAGAGAAACCAUAUAACUGCCUGGAGUGUAGAAAAAGCUUUAGUCAGGACAUCUCAGUCAACAUGAAAGAAUUCACCCUGGACAAAAACCGUAUAAAUGUCUGGAGUGUGGAAAAAGCUUCAGUGAGAGUAGAAGCAUUUAUUCACAUUAAAGAAUCCAAUCAGACGAGAAACCGUAUAAAUGCCUGGAGUGUGGAAGUAAUUUCAGUCAUAGGAGAAACCUUUAUAGACAUCAAACAAUCCAGGAGAGAAACCAUAUAAAUGGCUGGAGUGUGGAAAACAUUUUACUAAUAGUGGACAUCUCAGUUAACAUCAUAGAAUCUGCAUAGGAAAGAAACCCUAUAAAUGCAUAGAAUGUGGGAAAAGCUUCAGACAGACUGAAUGUUUCAGAGUUCAUCAAAGAGUUCACACUGGAGAAAAACCCUAUAUGCCUGAAGCGUAGAAAAGGUUUCAGUCAGUUAGGACAUCUCAGCCAACAUCAAUGAAUUCACACAGUAGAAAGACCGUAUAAAUGUCUGGAGUGCGGAAAAUCCUUCACAACAAAUGUAAGCUUUAACUAUCAGAGAAUCCAGAUAAAUGCCUAGAGCGUGGAAAGAGCUUUAGCGACAGUGGACAACUUCGUUGACGUGAAAGAAUUCACACUGGAGAAAAACCCUAUAAAUGCCUCGAGUGUGGAAAGAGCUUUACUGAGGGUUGCUCCCUCAGUCAACAUCAAAGAACUCACACAGGAGAAAAGCAGUAGAAAUGCCUGGACUGUGGAAGGAGUAUCAGUAAGAGGGGACUCACCUUUAUUGACAUCAAAGAAUCGGUUCAGGAGAAAAACCUUAUAUACACCCGGGGUGCGGAAGGAGGUUUACUGAGAGUGGACACCUCAGUCAAGAUCAAAGAAUUCACAAAAGAGAGAAACCCUAUAAAUACAUGGAGCGUGGAAAGUUUCAGUGAAAAGAGUACACCUCAAAGCUCAUCUGAGAAUCCACACAGGAGAGAAGCACUAUAGAUGAAUUAGAGGGUGGAAAAAACUUCAGUCAGAGGGGAUCUCUCAGAAGACAUCAAAGAAUUUGCACAGGGGAGAAACCGUAUAAAUGCCUGGAGCGUGGGAAGAGCUUUACGAAGGGUUGGCACCUCAAUAACAUCAUGAAUCCACAUGGGGGAGAAACCAUAUAAAUAUGUGGAAUGU
This is a messenger RNA of Python bivittatus (Burmese python), 3338 nucleotides long. Lineage: Eukaryota; Metazoa; Chordata; Lepidosauria; Squamata; Pythonidae. The record is from RefSeq and is a predicted model, not a curated record.